Fusarium oxysporum Fo47 is the source of this 1686-nucleotide messenger RNA. RefSeq lists its product as uncharacterized. Bases 272 to 1450 code for a protein of 392 amino acids. The transcript is spliced from 2 exons. Lineage: Eukaryota; Fungi; Ascomycota; Sordariomycetes; Hypocreales; Nectriaceae. The record is from RefSeq and is a predicted model, not a curated record.
UCUCAAACUUAUUGUCCCCUCAAACUUAUUGUUUCCUCACACCUCUUUGCGAGCCCGUUAACAUUCUUAUUCUGCACGUUUGCCGUGCUUCGCAGUGACAGUGACUCACUGUGUUCUUGUUUACUUGUUGCCUGCGUUUUCACCUGCAUAUAAAUUUCGAUUGCACCCUCCUUCCCACAUCUUUCCGUUUUCACCUCCGCAUCCAUCCGCAUUAUUGCAGACAAACACCAAUCUUCUCUCUUCUCCCUUCACCCUUCACUCCAAACAGAAGAUGGCAGCCGUCAAACGCCAAUCCAAUGGCGCGACAGCCAUCGUGGUCUCCGAAUAUAAAACGGGGUCUGGCACCCUCACCAGCGACAGGUUCUGGUGUGAUCCGUGCAAGAGAAUCUUCAGCACGUGGCAGCAGCUUCACGAUCACAAAGAAAAGAUGAGCGCUCAAGGCAAGGCUAAGCAUAUACACUGCCAGUUCUGCAGUCGUGACUUUCACACCGAAUCCGCCAAAAUCACCCACAUCCAGCAGGAUCACCCUCAGGAACAAAGCCUUUAUUGCACAGGAUGUGGAAAAGGCCCUUUCGUUCGAGUUGGCGGACUCGUAUCUCACGUCGAGAAAGAGUGUCUCAUUCUCAAUACGAACACGAUUGAGACCAUGCGUGAGGAGAAGAUGGAAUUCUCCCAAGCCCUUACAGCUUUGACUAAAGAGCCUCUCAAGAACAACUAUGGAGGCUACAUGCCCGAAAAUGCGAACAAGGGUCUUCCUGAUGCUACCUGGGAAUCAACUGGAAGCAUUCCUGCUCCCUUUACUAUCGAGCAGAGUCAGUUCCCCAGCCUUGGCGAAUCUAGUUCUACCACACUCCAGCCCACCAAGGAAAAGAAAGAAAACAGCUGGAACAAAGGCAAGAACCUGUUCCCAGAUGCUCCUGCAGCUCAGCGCCCUACUCAAGAGCAGCUCAAGCAAGUCACUGCUCCGAGCGCCAGAGCUACCUUCGACCUCAUGAGCGAUCUCGACCCCAAGCAUCCCAACUUCAACGUGGGCCGGUUUUACUCCGAGUACACUCAGAAAUUUAAUUGUCGCAUGGGGAGAUGCGGCAAGGCCUUCAAGACAGCGAAGGGUUUCAUCGCACACCUCACCUCCGAGGUUCACUCUGCGAGCAAGUACCGCUGCCCCUACUGUCUCAACACGUUUGGGUCUCUUGCUUCGAUCACCCAGCAUGUUGAGUCCAACAGCAACAAGUGCAAGAUCCGAGACACGGAGCAGUACAAUUCCUACAUGGACCAGCUUCUCGCUAGCAUGGUUAACGUCAAGGAUAGACACGCAGAUGGCACCGUUCGCUAUGAGACGUCAAAGACGUUUGGCAAAGGCCCUAGCCCUGGCUCAGACCUCGUUGAGCAGAAGGAGAACCCCAAGGUCAAUGGAGGAGACCCUUACACGGGAAUGCAGAUUCAUUGGUAGAUUCGCGGAAUGAUUGUUGCGGAGAAUGAAUUUGAGACUGGCAAGUUUGAGAAGUGAACUUGGGAGACUGCUGGGCAAUGUACCUGAGCUUAUAUAGUAGCUGAAUCAUUGACGAUGCCCAAGUAAUUCAUUCAUUGCCGUGAAGUCGUUAAUUCAACUGAUCUAUCGUGAGCAAACACAGUCAUAUACGAGCAUUUCUUCCUCUAUAAGAUUAUGUAGCAUUGCACUGAUUCAAC